AUGUAUGGCCGGUAUAGCCGGCAACUGGGAGAAUUUGCGAAACUAGAAGGCCUAAAGGCGCAAGAGAAAAGGAGACUCAAAGAGGAGAAGGCUAGGAAAAAAGAACUUAGCGGAUAUCAGGGUAAAUUGGCAAAAUCUAUAGCGUUCCUAUGGAGAAACACGUUCGCUAGAUUAGGCGAGGACUGGGUUUUCUUGGCCCUCCUAGGUGUCAUAAUGGCAUUUUUAAGCUUCAUCACCGACAAGGGCAUAGCCAUGUGCAACAGCGCGAGAUUGUGGCUGUACAAAGACCUAACCCACAAUACGGCGGCACAGUAUGCAGCUUGGAUCUCGCUUCCGGUCUGCCUGAUACUUUUCAGCGCCGGUUUUGUCCAAUUGGUCGCCCCACAGUCCAUUGGUUCGGGCAUUCCGGAGAUGAAGACCAUCCUCCGGGGGGUAGCCCUGAAGGAGUACUUAACAUUCCGGACGUUAGUGGCGAAGGUCAUCGGACUCACGGCCACGUUGGGCAGCGGCUUGCCGCUGGGCAAGGAGGGGCCUUUCGUCCACAUAGCCAGCAUCUCGGCUACGCUCCUCAGCAAGCUGGUCACUGGGUUCCAGGGCAUCUACGAGAACGAGAGCCGAACCACGGAGAUGCUGGCCGCUGCCUGUGCCGUAGGGGUGGGCAGCUGCUUCGCUGCACCCAUUGGAGGUGUACUGUUCAGUAUAGAAGUAACUACGGUUUACUUCGCCGUUAGGAAUUACUGGCGGGGCUUCUUCGCAGCUGUGUGCGGUGCCACGACGUUUCGUCUUUUAGCCGUGUGGUUCCAGAACGCGGAGACGGUCACAGCCAUGUUCAAAACCAACUUUUACAUGGAUUUUCCCUUCGAUCCGCAAGAACUGUUCGUAUUUGCCUUAUUAGGAGCGUUCAGCGGCGUAGGCGGGGCGUUCUUCGUCUGGGUGCACAGACACUACGUCAUCUUCAUGAGGAACAGCAAGACCCUCAACAACUUCCUGAAGAAAAACCGUUUUCUGUACCCCGGCAUAGUGACGCUACUGGUCUCCACUUGUACUUUCCCCCCUGGCUUCGGCCAGUUUGUGGCCGGCGACCUCAGCGGUCACGACCAGGUCAAGACGCUAUUCAGCAACUUCGCCUGGACGAGCGACAACAUCACCGUCGAGGAAGAGGAGAUCCUAGCGCACUGGAAGACCGAGUGGACCGACGUCAUCACCAAUUUGGCCUUGUACUCAAUUUUCACUUUUGCCGCUUCCAUCGUCUGCUCAACACUGCCCGUGCCCAGCGGAAUCUUCAUACCAGUUUUCAAAAUUGGGGCGUCUCUCGGUCGGAUUGUCGGCGAACUGAUGCAUCUCUGGUUCCCAAAUGGAAUGAGUUAUGGUGGAAGGUUGGCACAGAUCAUCCCCGGGGGAUACGCAACGGUGGGAGCUGCAGCCUUCAGUGGUUCUGUCACCCACACCAUCUCCGUGUCUGUGAUAGUAUUUGAAAUGACGGGACAGAUUACCCAUAUAAUACCCAUCAUGAUCUCAGUUUUGAUCGCUAACGCCAUAGGCAGUCUGCUAGCCCCCAGCAUCUACGACAGCAUCAUACUGAUCAAGAAACUGCCAUACCUUCCAGAUUUGCUGCCGAGCAGUAGCGGAAUGUACGACAUUUACGUAGAAGAUUUCAUGGUGAGAGAUGUGAAGUACAUUUCACACGGUAUGUCUUACGAACAGCUGAAGACGCUUUUAAAGGAAAACAGACGUCUGCAAAGCUUCCCUCUGGUGGACAGGCCGGAAAGCAUGGUGCUGCUAGGCUCGAUCCAAAGACUGCACCUCAUUCAGCUGAUAGAGAAGCAGAUUGGAAGGGAACGAAGGUUGCAGGUAGCGGCAAUCCGAAGGAAAGAGGCGGAGGAAAAAGCUAGGGAAGAGGAACUUAAAGCUGCUGAAGAGAGAAAGAGGAGGCCGUCGAGAUUCCAAGUGGUGCCAGCCCCCGAUAUGCUGCAGAGACAGAUGUCAGAGAAUCAGUUGGAUAAUAAGCCGAUGUACAACCCAGUGUUUGGGACCCAACCAAAAAAAUCCAUCCUUAAGAAAACCAAUUCCUUCACCCUCAAGGGAUUUUCACCAUUCCUGUCUACUAGUCCAGCAUCCACCCCUUACCAAACUGUGACGGGGGCGGAAAGCAGGAUUCGGUUAGCAUUCGACGCCAUAUUCAGAAAAUCGGCCAAUCUCCAGGAUGUAGAUCACGGAGCCAGCCAGUCACUGGAUAGUCCUGGGAGUGAUUCGUUGAACAGCAAAAUCGAAAUUAUCCCCAUGAGCCCCACUUCUUUGAAGAAGGUGCAACUGCCGAAAGAACGGAUCUGCGACAUGAGCACCGAAGACCAAAAGAAAUGGGAGGAGGAACAGAUGGCCCAUCCGGUAGACUUCUCCUCCUGCCACAUAGACCCAGCGCCAUUCCAGCUGGUGGAGCGGACUUCCCUCCUCAAAGUCCACUCGAUUUUCUCGAUGGUGGGGGUGAACCACGCGUAUGUGACCGCCAUCGGAAAACUGGUGGGGGUGGUGGGGUUGAAGGAACUCCGAAAGGCCAUCGAGGAUGUCAACAGCGGCGCCCUUCCCCUCCACCCGGAUGAUAACCUUGAGGCGACGGUUAGUGUAGAUGACGUUAAAGAUGUCCCGGUAGAGAAAGAACCCGAUGCCAGCACGACGCUGAUGCGGAAGGACUCGGAAGUAUGAUUUUCGGCGAGGGUAUAUUGCAUUCCUGUUGAAUACUGAUCGGGAGGGCGCUGUCCUGGUUGUGUUACGUUGGGCAGCUUCCAUUUUUAAUUUCUAGGUUAGGUAACAUUUUAAUGAAGUUGCAGUGGCUGUGAUUCGAGAUAUACCCCACCGAAAGCGUACUUCUGGGUGUGCGGUAAUAUAGUCCAGGAAAUAUGGAGUUGGGCGCGACUUUUUGUUUCGGCAAGCUGAAUUUAUCACUAUAGAUGUUAAAUAUGAUGUACAAUAACAUAU
Molecule: messenger RNA, 2973 nt
Organism: Anoplophora glabripennis (Asian longhorned beetle)
Lineage: Eukaryota; Metazoa; Arthropoda; Insecta; Coleoptera; Cerambycidae
Gene: ClC-a
Product: chloride channel protein 2
Biological process (GO): chloride transport; transmembrane transport
Cellular component (GO): membrane
Molecular function (GO): voltage-gated chloride channel activity
Source: RefSeq, a predicted model, not a curated record